This is a messenger RNA of Stylonychia lemnae, 1056 nucleotides long. Lineage: Eukaryota; Ciliophora; Spirotrichea; Sporadotrichida; Oxytrichidae. The record is from the annotation of a GenBank genome assembly.
AUGAACAUCAGUGUCACCUCUUUUUAGAGCUAAGAUUCAAUUAUGUCUAAAGCAAUCAAGCAGCCACAAAGCAAGACCAACAAGAAUAUUCCUAAAUAGAGCUCAUUCACAAGUCUGAACUAAGUGCCUCAAGAUGUUAUGAUCAACCUCACUUAAUUUGAAAAAGAUCUGCUUGAAAAGUUUUUCAAAGAGUUGAAUUCAAUAGCAAACCCUGCCAAACCUCUUAAUGCAUUUGCACUCUAUCUCAAAUCUGAUUUAUCUAAUCUUAAAAGGAUAACUCCUAACAAGGCUUUUUCCUACUAUGAAAGAGUUGGCUAAUCUAACUGGAAGAAAGAAGAUGAGGCAAUCAAGGCCAUUUAUGAGACCUAAGCUGAAACUCAAUUCAAGGAGUAUGUUGAGUGCUAUCAAGUAUAUUCUGCUAACGCUGAAAAUUUGAGAGAGAAGAUCGAUGAGAUCAUUAACAGAGCUGAUAUAUCUUAAAUUGUUAAGAAGAAGAUUUCACCCUACAGAGUUUACAAGAAAGAAAGUGCUUCCGCCAUCAAAGCAGAGUUUCCUAAUAUGAGAAGUCAGGAGAGACAGAUGAUAGUAAAGGAAAGAUGGCGCUAACUUACAGACCAACAGAAGGUACUCUACGUGGUAAAGGCCAGACUCGAAGAAGAGAAACUAGCUUAUACUAACAUUUAGAACUUUUAUAAGUCAAGGAUUGAAUACUGUAGAUCACUUUAAGAGGCUUAAAUCACAUAUCUGACCAAUGUAGACGUUCAAGAAUAGAUCGUCCCCCUUUAGAGUGAAUUUAGCAAGGUUAUGAGUCUUAAUGAAGAGAUUUCUCAGACUGCUGUCAAGAUCUCUCCCAAGGAUAAGAGCACAACACCAUCUAUUAGCUCCAAAGAAUGUUGUUCAUCUCCUACCUAGAGUCAAAUCAGUGACUCUGAUUACUCUAAGGAUUAGCAUCUAACUACCUUAGAGGAGAGAUAGAAAAUCUUUGACUAUGAGCAGACUAAGAGGAUUGUGGAUUCAACUCUGAGAAUAAUUGGAUUAGAUGAUAAUGAUAAUUGA